AUCUCCUCCUCCCACAAAAUCGGAGCGCGAGAGAUAGAUUUGAUCUCUCCACUUCUUUUUAUCUUUUGUUGGGGGACACACAGCGACCAGGGUGUGCCCCGCGAGGGAGGCAGCAUUUUCCCCCCAGAUUCCAUACCAUGGGCGAGAGAAUUAGGGCACUUUUCCACUCCAUCACUUCUUCUUCCACCACUCUUUGUUGAGUGAGGAAGAAGAGAAGGAGCGCGCCUUUAAAGUUUAUUUGCUCGGGGAGAGCCAGUGCCUCUCUCUGGAGCGUCAGCCAAAGCUACUUAUAAUCGCAGUGAAGGAGGGGAGAAAUCUCUCCCUCUCUCUCUCUCUCGCGCGAGCGCGCGCGGCGAUCGAUCUGCAAAGAAGAGAUGAUAGAUAGAAUGGAAAGAAUGGAAAGAGCUUUAGAUAUGGCGCCUGGAAGAGCCCAGCUUCUUUUCCUUCCUUCUUCCUCUUCUUUGUGGUACCACUGACACAUCGGUCUGGCCUGACUCCACAGUGUUUUUCUCACUCACUUCGAUCGCCGCCCUCUCCAGCGCGCCGUCGCGCGGCGAAUCUGGCCUAGCAGCCGCCGCUCGAUCGCUCGAUCGAUCAUGCUCGCCGCUGGAACGAUCUCUGGGUGGCUAGGAACAAGGAUCGUGUAAGAUCGAAGAGAAGAGAGUAGCUAGCUAGCUUGGGAGCUCGCUCGCGCGAUAGACAGCAUGGAUUUGAUGGGCAGUAGCACCAACACGACGACGAGCAGCAGCGAGAAAUCCAGCAGCAGUAGCAAAUGUAGACGGCUGGGGGACAUCCUGCCCGCUACGCCCACCACGAGCAACAAGACCGCGCGGACGAGCAGCGAUUCCGCCAAGCAGUCGAGCAGGUCGGGCGGAUCGUCGCCCGGCCACCACGGGCAGCUACAGCACCAGCACCAGCACCAGCACCAGCGGCAGCGCUCCUGCGGCUCGCCCACCGAUUCCUCCACCGCCGCCACCGCCGCCACAGAGGAUCACUUACUACACACGAGCGGAUCCAUCUCCUCUCCACCGAAUUCGUUCGCCAAUUCCUCCUCGUCCUCGCAGCACUCUGGGAUGAUCCUCAUGCCUCCUCCGACCAUGGCCGGUGCUGGAUCGUCCGCAGUUAGCGCAUCGUCUUACGGAACUAUGGGAGGAGCUAUGGCAAUGCCGGGGAUGGGAGGAGGAGGAGGAGGAGCGAUGAAUCUCGCGAGAUCACCGAUGCUCUUCCAGCAGCAGCCAGCGAUGAAGCAAUCCAUGGGAUUCCAGCAGCAGCUGGCGAUGGGGAGCGCGAGCAGCCUGCUGGGCCUCCACGAAGCCUUCAUGGCGUCGCGCUAUCCCUUCACGUCCCUCCAGUGGGCGGAGCUGGAGCACCAGGCGCUGGUUUUCAAGUACAUCCUGGCGCGCGCGCCCGUGCCGCCCGAGCUCAUCGCUCCAAUCCGCUCCACCUCCUUCUCCUCCAUUCUAGGUGGGGGAGGAUCGUGGCCCUGUACGAUCCCAUCGUCGGCCAACGCUGGCAGUGGGCAUGGGGUACACACGAAUCACCUCGACGCGGAGCCAGGACGGUGCCGGCGUACCGACGGCAAGAAAUGGCGGUGUGCACGGCCCAUCGUCCCGGAUCAAAAGUACUGCGAGCGGCACAUCAAUCGUGGCAGGCACAAGAAGAAAUCUUCCGCUGCUACGGCGGCUGCGGUAGCUGCGGCGGCGGCGGCCGCCACCACCGGCGGGGGAGGAAUGGGAAGAGUCUCGUCCACCACCAGCACUAGCACAAGCACUAGCAGCACGAGUGCGUGA
Messenger RNA from Selaginella moellendorffii, 1790 nucleotides. RefSeq names its product growth-regulating factor 6. Lineage: Eukaryota; Viridiplantae; Streptophyta; Lycopodiopsida; Selaginellales; Selaginellaceae. Gene Ontology annotation, molecular function: ATP binding. The record is from RefSeq and is a predicted model, not a curated record. Bases 705 to 1790 code for a protein of 361 amino acids. Gene Ontology annotation, cellular component: nucleus. The transcript is spliced from 4 exons. Gene Ontology annotation, biological process: developmental process; DNA-templated transcription; regulation of DNA-templated transcription.